GGAUUUUUUUGCCUAAAAAAUUAAGGUAAGGAGUGGUUGAUGAAAGGUGUCCUCUCUAUUAAGUACACCUGGGAUAUUUCUAAUUAGCUAUGGAUAGCCACAGGCUCCUGCAUAAUGAUAGCGUAUUCAAGUAGACAGUAAAUGUACUUAAACAUUACACCAUCUAUUAACGAAGCUGUCUGCACGCAACACAGAUUUGGAAUUUAGCUUGCAACUGAGUAGUCAAACAGACCAAAAAAAUCGCGUGUGUGGCGUCCGAUAGGGAAGUCUUUGCCUCCGAAAGAUGGAAUGUGCACGGCACUUGAAAUUCUUUCAGCCAUUUCACUAAUGCAAAGCCCAUUUCUCGUUUUCUUACUGCUCUGCUGAUGAAUAGCUACGGAACUAUUACAAUCCUGGCAUUUCGCAAAUCUCGGGAAAUAAGAGAAAAUAUGUGUCUCGUGCUCAGGCACAUAAAAAGCACUGUGAUAAACCUUUUAUUGUAUAGCAGUCGUCCUCUGGUGGGAAGAAGUGGUAUUUUCCUGAUAGAAACCAAAUGAUGUUGAAUCCACUGGGUCUAGCUGCGUUUGGGAUAUUUGAUUGAUUUUGAUAUCCCACAGCCCUGAACACUGUUUGUUUUAUUAUCUUGAUUUAUGUCCAAUUUCUACACCGAUUACAACUAAGUCAUGCAGUUUAGUGUGGGUCCCUUGCCACACGAAAACGCAGGGAUUUAAUACGGUUGGCCGGCUUGUGGAGCUCCAUUUUUUUGUUGUUGCCAAGUUCAAAGUUCGCAGCGAAAGAACAACAAACAAAGCAGACAGCAAUGUACUAGCUAACUUAGUUUAGUAGUUUGUAAGUAUCAAUUGCUUCUACCUCAACUAAUUUGACGAAAUGACAUCAGCGUUAUCUAAACACACGUUGUUGUUCACGACAUUUAGUCUAGCUUUGACCCGGGUAUCAUACUGCUCAGUUGCAAAUGCUAACGUUAAUUCAAGCAUACCUGCGAUUGCAAAUUAUUUCGGAACGAAAGGCAGAUAUGAGGAAGUAAACCCCUAUCUCAUUAAUGACAUCCUCUCGGUAAACAAAUCCCUUUUAAAACCGGGAUGUACCGAUUGCACUGCUGUUCAUGUGACCGCCAUAAUUCGGCACGGAACACGAUAUCCAACGAUCAAAAAUAUCAAAAGGAUGCAACGGCUUCACGACCUUGUUCUAAACGACGCAAUGAACACUGAUAAAUGGCUAACUGACAUAAAAACCAAGUGGGAAAUGUGGUACACUGAAGACAUGGAUGGCAAGCUUGUGGAAAAGGGGCGAGAUGACCAUAGGCAUCUGGCUGUCAGGUUGGCAACAUUCUUUCCAUCUUUGAUGUCAGAGGAAAACCUCAGGAGCCAUCGUAUCCGUUUCAUCACUAGCUCCAAACACAGAUGCGUGGACAGCAUUGUCGCUUUUCAAGAAGGCCUACUCAACCUUUGGAAAGUAACAGAAGUUGGACCCAGCCACGAAAUCAAUGAUGAGUUGAUGAGAUUCUUUGACCAGUGCAAAAAAUUUGUUGACGAUGUGGAGAACAACAAAACUGCCCUCGAAGAGGUCCACCUCUUCAAGGCCUCAGCAGAGAUGAAAAUAGUGCAGAUGAAGAUGGCUGCCCAACUGCAAGUUCCAUACAAUCACAUCACACCAGAUCUGGUGGAGGCUGCAUUCUUCCUGUGCUCAUACGAGUUUGCCAUCAAAUCUUUGAACUCCCCCUGGUGCAACCUGUUUGAUGAGACUGACGCCCAAGUGCUGGAGUACAAAAAUGACCUGAAACAGUACUGGAAGAGGGGCUAUGGUCAUGACAUCAACCGCAAGUCCAGUUGCGCUCUUUUUCAUGACCUGUUCAAUCGCCUUGAUAAGGUUGCUCAUGAGAUCAGAUUUGGGCAUGUAUCUGAGGCUGUGACCAUUCAGGUGGGCCAUGCCGAGACCCUCCUGCCCCUGUUGGCCCUCAUGGGCUUUUUCAGAGACGAGACGCCCCUGACCGCCGACAACUUUGACCUGCAACAUGGCCGCACCUUCCGCACCAGCCGCAUCGUGCCGUACGCAGCCAACUUGGUCUUUGUGCUGUAUGACUGCAGUGAAGGCCUCCGGCUACAGUUCCUCCUCAACGAGACACCUCUGAAAUUCCCCAAUAUAAACCACCAGGCUCCUCUGUACAAUACGGUCAGAGAGACCUACAGAGAGUUGCUGCACGGCUGCAAUUUCGAGAAGGAGUGCGAGCCGUCCAGACCCAACAGAAACUGUGAGCUGUGAGCUUGGGGCAUGUGAAGGUGGAGGGCUCUUUCUAUACAUGGGUUUGAAGACUUUAGCACAAGUUAUCAUGAUGCUUGCUUUCUUUUCUAGGGUCAUCCAGGGUCUUAAUUGAAUUCACUCUUUUUAGAGGAGGGAGAGCUUUAUAUUUAUGCUAUUUCACGGUUUCAUAUUGAUUUAUAUUAUAUUGCAGAUUUCAGGUGCCUUUUUGUGUUUUCAUACAGUAUGCUUUUUCCAAACGCAGAAAGAAACAAUGAGUAGAACAUAACGUCUGCCACUGGAUAGAUGCAGUGGGUUGGGUUUACUUGCUGAGAAACUCUUUGAAAUUGUUUGUUUGUUACAUUUUUUUGCUCUGUAAUGAGUCAUUUUGUUUGGGCUGAUUUUUAUAUUUUUACUAAUUUUCAGAAACAUUUACUCCAAAGUUUGCCUUUUUUAAAUAUGGACUCAAACAUCAUUGGACUGCAUUGUGAACAAAAUAUACAUUUUGAACAAUAAGCUUUUAAUUUGUGGUUACCUUAGCUUUAUUUAAUUAUUUUCUACAUUGUCAUUUGAUUUGUUUGUGAAAUAUUUCAGAUUAAAGUAAAUGCCUUGAGA
Oncorhynchus kisutch (coho salmon) is the source of this 2850-nucleotide messenger RNA. Its product is annotated as multiple inositol polyphosphate phosphatase 1. The coding region runs from base 868 to 2259 and encodes 463 amino acids. The record is from RefSeq and is a predicted model, not a curated record. Gene Ontology annotation, molecular function: acid phosphatase activity; inositol phosphate phosphatase activity. The transcript has 5 exons. Lineage: Eukaryota; Metazoa; Chordata; Actinopteri; Salmoniformes; Salmonidae.